AGAAGCUGCACAAAAUUUGUAUUUCUGUGCGCAAGAGCUAGUUCCCUACGUGGAUAACGUCCAUCACUUUAACAUUUUAAAACUUUAAUCGUGUUUAUCUAGCUAGUUAGGAGUUCAUAACCUUACUGGACGAGCCAGUUACAACAACUAACCCAGAGUUGCUAAGGUGAUGGAUGCUCUGUCUGUGGUGAGCCAGCUACGGGACCUGGCCACCGAACCUCAGAACCGGGAGGCCAUAGUCCAGGACCAGGGUUGUCUUCCAGGCCUGGUACUCUUCAUGGGCCACGAAGACACUCAAGUGCUGUUUGCCACACUGCAGACCUUGCGCUACCUAGCCGAAUCCCAUCAAAACAUCCCCAUGAUGAAGAAUGAACUUGGGAUGAUGGUGAGCUUAGAAGACCUGAUAGACAGGAAUGGGUUGUCGGUUGACGUUAGCGCCCUGGCGAAGGAGGUGUAUGGCAUUCUGAAAGCACCACCCCCCCGCUCCCCGGAGAGAGGGAGGAGGAAUAAGUCCCAGUUCUUUCUCAACUCCUCUAACAAGAAGGCCAAGUCUGUCACGCUGCACAUCCAGGGACUAGACAGCACCGACCAGAGAGGUAUGUGUGAGCAGGCUCUCCUCAAGGUCAAGGGGGUCAUCAGCUUCACCUUCCAGAUGGCCUCCAAGAGAUGCACCGUCCGCAUCCGCUCAGACCUGCCUACCGAGAGCCUGGCGUCAGCUAUUGCUGCCACGCAGGUGCUGUCAGCCCAGCAGGUUGUGAAGAACGAAGCCGGAGAAGAGGUCUUGCUGCCCAUCAGCUCAUGUGGAGUGGAGGUCCAGGAGAACGGGGCCCUGCCCGACUACCUCCCCGAGGAGGAGAGCCCCGAGAGGGACGCGGACCGCGCCGUCUCCCGCACCACCGCCAAGGACGACGCCAGCGGGAGCUGGCUGAACGCCGCCGCCGGCUUCCUCACCAAGACCUUCUACUGGUGAGAGGGGAGAGGGCAGCUCCAGAGCUGGGGAGAGGGCAGCUCCAGAGCUGGGGAGAGGGCAGCUCCAGAGCUGGGGAGAGGGCAGCUCCAGAGCUGGGGAGAGGGCAGCUCCAGACCUGGGGAGAAGGCAGCUCCAGAGCUGGGGAGAGGGCAGCUCCGGAGCUGCCACCAGACAGACUUGACCACCAGAGGCCGUGUUUGAACAGGCAUCCUUUCCUAGCUCCGCUGAAUCUCGAAUCGGACGUGACUGGAUGGGUGAACGCAUUAGCUUGUAUUUACCAUUGCCUACCCAGUUAGGUCACUUGUCAGACUUGCCUGGAUGGGAGGGCAUGUUGACCAGGGCCAGCGCUGUGUGUGGAUGUGCUGAAGGGUAACGCUAUAUGUAGUGGUAGAAGCCCACCCACUGCUGAAGAGAAAAGGCUGGUCAAUCUGUUCUUGUGAUGCUUGUUCCUGUCCUGUUUGUGAAUGUACAUAUUUCUUUUUAUAUUUUUCCUUGUCAGAAUUUCCUGUUUUUACAUAUGUUACAGUGCUUCACACUGCUGUAUGCUUUGUAUUCACUUUUGAAUCCAUUUUCCAUUUCAAUGUA
Messenger RNA from Hypomesus transpacificus, 1555 nucleotides. It is a transcript of the gene armc1l, whose product is annotated as armadillo repeat containing 1, like. Lineage: Eukaryota; Metazoa; Chordata; Actinopteri; Osmeriformes; Osmeridae. Gene Ontology annotation, molecular function: protein binding; metal ion binding. The record is from RefSeq and is a predicted model, not a curated record. Bases 170 to 970 code for a protein of 266 amino acids. The transcript has 7 exons.